GUCCCCAGCGGAGGAGCGCAAAUGAAUCUGAAUGUCACUUUGAUAACAGCGACGCGUUGUUGCAGCUGACAAACAAAAAAAACACAGGAUCCGACAAAAGUGAAGAUAAAAACAAAAAGGGAGAGCGACCUAUGCGAAGGACGUUUCGUAAAGUUGCGCGCGCAUCCCUUAGGGUCACUGUCACAAUAUAGAUACGAUGCAGCCUGUGGAAGAGAUUCAGUGCCCGCCGAGGAGCCGGCCUGUAAGCUUAUACGACAAUUACAAGACCCCAGACGUGAUGUCGUCGAACACACCUCCCCCGGGAUCGCUCUUCGCCAGCCCGAACAUGAUCGGCGCGAUGUCUUACAUCCGCGACUGCAACGGUACAUCCAAUGUUAAUCAAAGCAAUAAUAACAACAAUAUUAGCAACAACAAUAAUAGAGUUACUAGCGCUGUCAGCACGGGCAAUGUGUCAAAGAUUCACACUGCCAAGGUUAAAAGUGCGGUGUCGACUGGUAACAUCGAACGAACCGGUCGCGGAGAUAAUAAAGAGAAGGAGUUCGGUCGUGCGCCAUCGAUGGCCAACUGCUUGUCAACCACAGUUCCUGUCAAUUUGGCAGCCUGUCAAAUAGCCGGACGACAUACACCCACAAGAAAUUCCCUGAGGCACAGCAGGAUGAUCGUAAUGCAUCGGACCGGCCACUUUACCAUGAACACACGUAGAAUCACCAAAAAAGUUACAUUAUCCAAAGGUCCGGAAAAGUUUAUACCUCCCUUGGUCUAUUAUCGACGAAUAGCUCUAUGUCUAGCGACGUUGAAAACUAUUCUCGGUAUUGCGGUGAUUUCUCUAUCGUUAUGGUUGUUGCUUUGGGCGCCACAUCUCCCUGUCGAAUAUAAUCCGUACUGGAGCGGAAUAUCUCUCUUACUAUCAGGAAGCUUCGGAAUUUGUCUGCUGUGUUGUUUUAAAAAAGAAUAUCCAAAUAUGUCACCUGGAUAUUGUCUUUCAUGUAUCAAGGUGUUUAGCGUAUUUCUAACGGUUGUAGCAACCAUUGCGUGCGGAAGCGCGUUCAUAUUCUCUGUUGCGCAUUUUUCGCGUCUCAAGAUAUUGGAAUGCACUCCGGCACAGGUACCAAAUGCCACGUGCAUAUGCAGGCCACGUGACGAGCCGUCUGAUUCACUCAAAGGUGCAAUCAGAUAUUUGGACCUUAAUUGUUCCGAAGUAGAAAAUACUCUGAAGCUUCUUGUUAUCAUCUCGUUUGCUCUGAAUGGAUUAGGCACCGUGCUGGCGGGAUUGUAUACUUAUCUUCAUUGGAAGACGAGACACAAACGACCAAAAUAUAUGCAAGUGAGGACCAACAGUAAUUCCGCAAAAAAUACCUGUAGACCAAUCUACAAAACAAAUCUCGAGGAAACGCGGGAACGAUGACGCUUGCGAACUAUAACUGAAGUCAUUUUCCGCACAAUCAUUGAAUUAAUUAACAAUUUUACACGAACGAAGAAACACUCUUUCAGAUAAAUUUUAACUUUUAAAAAUUUGUAAUAAAUUAUAUAUAAAUGGUAAAACAAAUUCUUUUACACAUGAUCGAAUAUCGCGCGAAAAUGAAAAAAAUUAUGUAAGUAUAUGCAAUAUAAAAUAUUAUUCUUCAAAUAUAUUUCACACACUAUUUAAAUAAUCAAACAACAAGCCGUGAAGGCUUAAUUAGUGCUCAUUAUUUUUUUUUAUAUAGAGACUCA
Molecule: messenger RNA, 1713 nt
Organism: Pseudomyrmex gracilis
Lineage: Eukaryota; Metazoa; Arthropoda; Insecta; Hymenoptera; Formicidae
Exons: 9
Coding region: 197-1405 (402 amino acids)
Cellular component (GO): dystrophin-associated glycoprotein complex; sarcolemma
Source: RefSeq, a predicted model, not a curated record